AUGGCCGAUGGUGUGGAAAUAUACACAAAGACAUGGAAGUCUGUCAUUAAUCCCCCAGUUGCAACUGUCAUAGCUUUACACGGAUUCGGUGAACAUGUUAACCGUUAUAACUAUGUAUUUGCAAAGUUUGCUAUAAAAGGAGUUGAAGUUUUUGGUUUUGAUCAACGUGGAUUUGGUCAAACUGCUGUUCGUAAUAAAAACCCUGGUCACACUGGUGGCUGGAAAGUUGUCACCGAAGAUAUAACUAGUUUCCUUAUUAUGAAUAGACGUCCGGGUAUUCCUCAAUUUUUAUUUGGUCAUAGUAUGGGAGGCGGGCUUUCCGCUAAUUAUGCUUCUGAUGGCCCAGAAAGAAAUAAUAUAGCCGGUAUCGUCUUAUCAUCUCCUUUAAUUGAAUUAGCUCCCAAAUCAAAAAUACGAAAACCAACCAUUACUCUAGGUAAUGUGGUAUCAAAACUUAUGCCUAAUUUAGUUGUUCCCAUCAACCUGGAUGAAAAUUAUAUCAGCAGAAAUCCAGACGAAGUUGAAAAAUAUAAAAACGAUCCUUUGAUUCGUAGUAUUGGUUCAUUACGUGGUCUUGGUGAUGUGAUUUUUGGUGUAAGAACAAUUUCAAAAGAAAAAUAUAAGAAUAUUACAUUACCAAUUUAUAUCUGUUUUGGUACCGAUGAUGCAAUUAAUUGUUGUGACACUGCAAGAGAAUUAUUUAGAAAACUUCCUUCCCAGGAUAAAACUUGGCGUGAAUGGCCCGGUCUUUAUCAUGAAACUGCUUCCUUAAGCUCUAAUGAUAAUAUUCAGAUAUCCACUUCAAGUAAUAACUCUGUUCCUUCUCCUUUAGCUCUUGCUUCUGCAUAG
Molecule: messenger RNA, 849 nt
Organism: Funneliformis geosporum
Lineage: Eukaryota; Fungi; Glomeromycota; Glomeromycetes; Glomerales; Glomeraceae
Source: the annotation of a GenBank genome assembly